UGUCAACGGCCAUCGCUGGACUCUUCAUUACCAAACUUGGAUGGAAAAACCGUUGGAGGGAAAAUGCCCACUGACAAGUUACGUAAUCGGGAGCCCUCCAAUACAUCCUUACAAAGUACCCUCAGCAUAAACUUGUUUGACGUUUAAAGCUGAGGCAACUGUAUAAAAAAUCGGCGUGGAGUGCGAUAUUUCCAAUUCUGAUCCUCGAUUUUCCCACUUGAUGCUACGUCCUCAUUAAGUGCAUUCAUACCUUUCCACACAUGGAGCAGUGCCAUUUGGAAUCCUUACGUUGAACCCAUUUCCUGACUAUAGCUUAGGUUUCUGUAGAUUGUAUUGAUGCCCGAACUGAAGUUGACUGAUUCGAAUGGAGAUUAACCAAAGGCUGAGUAUUCGAGGUGGCGAGCAAAGCUGAUAAAGGAUUUGCCUACAGAUGUUGCCUUAUAUGUUUCUUUCAGGAUUCAUAGAUGAUUAUACAUGAACAUUCGGAUGCCAUUCAGUGGGGUCUUCAGCUUUUCGAUGGUGAUCCCAUUGAAUCUGGAUAUUAUGGUGAUAUGAUACAUCAUGGUGCUGAUGACGUUUAUAAUGGAAUCGAUCAAGAGCAUUAUGAUGAUGAUUGUAGUCGUUUGGAGAACGAUGAGGUUAUUGCGCGUACACUUCAAGAAGAGUUUUUGAAGCUUGCAGUUUCAGAACCAUCUGGAUACUCACAUGCAGGAGAAGAGAACUUUCAAGCAUCAAAUCUUGGACAUGAUUGGCACAGUCCAUCAGUGAACUUCUGCUGUUCAGACCAUGAUUACGGCCAUGAAGAAGCCGAUGAUACAGAGCCUUCAACUUCUCAUCCAAGCCAGAGUGAUACAAAAGGGUAUUCUUAUUCUUUGGAUCUAACUAAUGAGUUUGCACUUGAUGGUGAAGUCGGCAGGAGACUGGAUCAAAUGAUCCCCAUCCCGCAUGUUCCGAGAAUUAAUGGAGAAAUUCCUUCAAUUGAUGAAGUAACUUCAGAUCAUCAGAGGCUUCUGGACAGAUUGCAGAUCUACGACUUUGUAGAGCACAAGGUUCAAGGAGAUGGUAAUUGUCAGUUUCGUGCUUUAUCAGAUCAAUUAUAUAGCACACCUGACAACUACCAAUUUGUAAGGCAACAAGUUGUGAAUCAGCUUAGGUCUCAUCCAGAGAUUUAUGGGGGAUAUGUUCCCAUGGAAUAUGCUGAUUAUUCAGAGAAGAUGUCCGAGAGUGGUGAGUGGGGUGAUCAUGUUACAUUGCAAGCAGCUGCAGAUUCAUUUGGUGUGAACAUUUUUCUUAUUACAUCAUUUAAGGAUACUUGUUGCAUAGAAAUUCUUUCAAAUUUUCCGAAGCCAAAUAGAGUGAUUUUCUUGAGUUUUUGGGCUGAGGUGCAUUACAACUCAAUCUAUCCUCAAGAGGGUAUUUAUGACCAUCCCUUUUUAUGCUUGUUUCUUAUGGGCCGUUCAGAGUCUAGACGUUUGAGACUGAUGCACCGAGCUGGCCAGCUUUAUUUAACGUGACGAAGGUGUCCGCGAAUGAGCUCACAAAGAAGAGAAGGUGGUGGACGUUUGGCAAUAGGAAUUAAGGGCUUUCUGGCAGGCUGGCAUAAGCUAUAUAUAUGGAACCUUUUUGCUGUCCUUAAAACAGUUGCUACUUGAAGAGUACUCAUAUAAUUGCAGUAAAUUCGUGGGGGGCUUUUAGAGGCUUUUUCCACUUGCCAUUGUUUCCACAUUUCGCCAGAUAUCUUCAGUCACCGUAUUGAUUCUCCUGCCUUCCCCAGCCGACUGUUUGAGUUGUUGCAUGGGAGAUUCUAUAGCAAUAUUUCAAAGAUAGAUAAGAUCUUAUUAAAGUACAAUUUCUAUAGCAAUAUCAAGGGUGGUGGCUCAAUAUAUAUUAUUUAGGUUA
Molecule: messenger RNA, 1899 nt
Organism: Carya illinoinensis
Lineage: Eukaryota; Viridiplantae; Streptophyta; Magnoliopsida; Fagales; Juglandaceae
Product: OVARIAN TUMOR DOMAIN-containing deubiquitinating enzyme 12-like
Exons: 12
Coding region: 465-1514 (349 amino acids)
Biological process (GO): protein deubiquitination
Molecular function (GO): cysteine-type deubiquitinase activity
Source: RefSeq, a predicted model, not a curated record